Messenger RNA from Pseudophryne corroboree (corroboree frog), 1670 nucleotides. RefSeq lists its product as uncharacterized. Bases 321 to 1166 code for a protein of 281 amino acids. The record is from RefSeq and is a predicted model, not a curated record. Lineage: Eukaryota; Metazoa; Chordata; Amphibia; Anura; Myobatrachidae. The transcript has 3 exons.
GGGCCUGCUUCUGUCGGCAUGCGGGUGGCAGGUGGCAGCCAGCAGCAGCUAAACAGCUUGUUUGUCCUAUUGGACUGACCGGUGCAGGAUCUGCGGCCGGCCAGCGCCCCCCUCAGUUGUAAUGGGAGGUGACUAAUCCUGGCCAUCAGAUUAGGGAGGCACUGAGUGUAGCUGACAGGCGGCAGAGUGCAAUGGAGAAGCGGACCGGAGGCGGAGCUGUUGGGAGAGUCUGGGACUAGAGCUUGCAGGGACAGUUUGGAUCCGGCAGCAUCAGAGGACUCAGCAGUUAAUGGUGGGAGGCUGUCAGAGACGCUAUCCAGAUGGGGUGCAAUUGCUGUAGAAUGCUGAACAGUUAUAUGUUCAAGCCGCAAGAGCCACAAACAAAUGGAUAUGUGAACGAAGCGCACAGCCUUGAACAUGAUCAUUCCACGUCACCCACCAUAAAGAUCAGCGAACUGAAGAAUGAAGGGCACGGUGUAACAGAACAGGACAGGUUCUCUGGCUCCCCUGAUAUAUACAAUGUGCCAGAAAAGAACAAUGCUAAGCCAGACAAUGUUGACUCCAGGGAACCAGUGAGUUUUUCCUCAAAUGCAUUUUUAAAUAUUAACUUCACUGGAGACAUAAAGCAAGUUGAUCAUCCGUCCCGUUCCAACACCGACCUCCAGACCAAAAGUCCUUCUCAUCAACAUGACAUGGACCAACACUCCAACCUCAAGCGAAAUUCAGAUGAACCGGAAUGUAUUCAACAUGAGCUGUGCGAACCAAUGGAAGAAAACAAUUCUCUUACGGAAAGUGCAAUACUGGAGGCUGCAAGCAGCCAAUUAACUUUACAAACCUCCAACCCCAGUAUGUCUUCAGUUUUGAAUGGGCCUGGAAAGAAAAACUGGUUAUUGGAUGCCAACACAGAGCCUCCUGAUAAAAAUAACCUAGGAUCCAGUUCCUCUUUGGCAGAGGAAGCGACAUCAGGGAGUUCAGGGGAACCUUCCUUGGUAGCUCUCAUGAUUAAGAGAACUAUAGCACGGAAUUCAAACAAAGGUUUAGUAGGUGCACAUGGGGUACAUUUGGAAGAUGAUAUGGAUCCUGAUGUGGCUGAAGCACUGGCAGCGUUGGCUGCUGCAAUAGCCGGGGAGGAACUGGAAGACAGUUACUCAGAUUUUGAGUGGUAGCGGUUAGGCACUUUGCAGACAAAGCAGACUUUCUUCAAGGACUUUCACAGAAGACCACAUUAUCUCAGGACAAUGAUUUUACUUCUUUUGGAAUGAGUUUUGGCUGGACAGGACUAGCAUUUCUAGAAAGAAGCGAAUGAAACAAAACGAGAAGUCUUUUAUCAUUAAAAGUACAUGUUGAUGUUUUUUUCUAAAGCACUGUUAAUAUGUUAAUAUAUUUUCAACUUUUUAAAAAUGUCUUAGUGUGAUAUAGUGAAUGCCACUGGUUGGUAGUCACAGACUUUGCUUGAUUUCAUUUAAAUUCUCAGUAAUGAUGUUAAUAUUUAUUGGAAUGAAUUUGAAAAAUUAUAUAAUCCAUCCAGCCACACCUUUAACCAUUUAUGAGCUGCAAUAUCUGCAGGCCCGCAAGGCUUUUUUUAAGUGCGCAUAUUUGCUCGCCAAGUGUAUUGUACCUAUUCAUGGUCUUUGGCAACUCCUCCAUAGAAACAAUCUAUAUGUAACUUU